Messenger RNA from Gongylonema pulchrum, 447 nucleotides. NCBI's taxonomy places the organism in Eukaryota, Metazoa, Nematoda, Chromadorea, Rhabditida, Gongylonematidae. The record is from the annotation of a GenBank genome assembly.
GUCGAUGCGCAGCUCCGACCGUUUUUGCCGCAACUUCAAAGCACCUUUCUGAAAGCACUGCAAGACACGGGCUCACGUAAGAUACGUUUGUGUGCAGGCGGUGCCCUUGCACGUCUCAUCCCGAUCCACACAAGGACGGAUGUUGUGGCGCUGGAACUGAUCAAAUUUCUGAAUGCUUCAACGGAUAAUGCUGUAAUUGAAACAACUUUGAUUGCGAUGCGCGCGAUUGUGAUUCGGGCCCAGUCGAAGAUUAGCGCUAACGUCCUUGACGAGGCCGUUCAAGUAGCCGUAACGCACCAGCAAAACGAAACUGCUCCGGAAGUAGCACAGGCGGCUUCGGCGCUCCGCGGUGAACUGGCACUGCAAAUGAACCAGUUGUCGGAUGAUUUUAUUCUGAGUAUGAUUUUUCCGUUGAUUUUUACGAUGGUAGGUUACGUGUCCUGCUAG